Molecule: messenger RNA, 1326 nt
Organism: Penicillium soppii
Lineage: Eukaryota; Fungi; Ascomycota; Eurotiomycetes; Eurotiales; Aspergillaceae
Exons: 5
Coding region: 1-1326 (441 amino acids)
Source: RefSeq, a predicted model, not a curated record
AUGGUGACAGGAGUGGAAGCAGCUGGACUCGUCCUAGGAGCCAUUCCUCUCAUUAUAUCUGCCCUCGAGAACUACGAGAACUUGGCAGCUCCCACAAAAGAUUUUUUUCAUUGGAAAAAGACCUUACAAAGGUUGAUCUGGGAGCUUUAUACAAUACAUACCUCUUACGACCAAGCCGUUCGUCUCCUACUAAAGCCAUUUGCCGACCUCGCAGACCAAACCAAGAUGAUGGAGAAUCCCCGACACGAAUUGUGGAGAGAGGGAGACAUUGCUGACAGUCUACGCGAUAAGUUAGGAUCGGUAUACGACCCACUCAUUCUCACCAUAGAUGAAGUGUCAGAGAUCCUGGUCGAGACAGCGGCUUGCCUCAAUAUCCCUGGAUCACAGCAGGUUUUCACAAGUAAAACCCUCUUGCCAAUCGUCUUCUUUAAUUCGCAGAUCGCGAAUACUCCGUCUUUUCACAAAAAUUCCAAAUUCGGGCAGAGGAUCAAGUUUACCAUGAAGAAAAAGCGCGUGAAGGCAGCACUGGAGCGUUUGGAGGCUUGUACGAGGAAGAUUGAUGAUUGGACAACUAGAGCCGACAGGCUGCAGGAUGAGACACCGCAAAGUCGUCCAAAGCUGGAAUUUUCUGCAUCAUUGGAUACCAUCCAAGAGAAUGCGACCAAAGUACAUCAAGGAAUUUCACAAAAUUGGUGUAACGACAACCCUGUGCAUGUCGCACGUCUGCUCCUCGAGCAACGGCUGAGGAGGCCAAGGAAAACGAGGAGGCCUCAUCAAGCAGCUAGCUUGAACUUGGUGGCGCAAGCGACUUGUUUCGAAUUGAGCCUUCGUGGGGAUUGCAAUGCGUCUUCUCAGUGGUUGAAUUCUGAGAUAAGGAUUGACGAACUCCCGUCGUGCGCGGGGACUGUUCGCGUGACGAUAUCAGUUCCCGAGGACGACCACGACCCUGCAAAUUUGCAGCAUAUCACAAGCUUAUGCAAAGUUAUUGGGCAGCCCCCGCAUCCAUUUGUGGAGCUGGUCCGCGACGGCCCGAUUCUAUACCCUUCUGGACGGCCUGUUGAGCAAAGACUCGGAGAUGAUCAAAUCACUAACCUCUUACUGAAUGAUCAAUUGGGUCUCCAGCUAGCGGAGGGAUGGCUCAAGGAGGAAAAGUCUCAUGGGAGAUUAUCAUGUGCCUUCUCCCAGGCUAUUUUAACCUGCCUACAAGGAUACCUCAACCCCGAUGCAAAUUUCGAUGAUAAAGAGUACUGCAACGCCUUCAAGGAAAGGGCUCUGUUACCGCUUGAAGAGGAAAUGCAAUUCUUACUCUUUGGACCUCCGAGGUAA